Molecule: messenger RNA, 1056 nt
Organism: Anthonomus grandis grandis
Lineage: Eukaryota; Metazoa; Arthropoda; Insecta; Coleoptera; Curculionidae
Product: pupal cuticle protein 20-like
Exons: 6
Coding region: 54-704 (216 amino acids)
Cellular component (GO): chitin-based extracellular matrix
Molecular function (GO): structural constituent of chitin-based larval cuticle
Source: RefSeq, a predicted model, not a curated record
GUAGUGAAAUAUAGUUAAGUUCAAUUGUUUAGCUCUGUAGUUUGUAUAGAAUAAUGUGUGGUAUAAGACUGUUAUUAGCGGCAACCCUGUUGGGUUACUGCUCCACUGCGAGACUGGACAGCACCUACUUACCACCAGGGGGCGCCAACGGAGCCGGAGGUGGGCCAGGGAUUGCACCGCCCUUCGGGGGCGGCAAACCGCCCGGAGGGCGACCAGGGGGUGGCGGAGGUGGAAGACCGGGGGGUAAUGGUAAUGGAGGUCCUCGUCCUGGAGGAGGUAAUGGUAAUGGCGGAGGUGGAUCAGCAGCAGGUGCCAACGCAGACGCCCAAGCAACCAUCAUCUCUUAUGAGAACGACAACGAUGGCAGUGGAAACUAUAAGUGGAGUUACGAAACGAGUAAUGGCAUCAAGGCCGACGAAACUGGUGAAUUAAAGAACGCCGGAAGUGACGAUGAAGCGCAGUCCGCGGUAGGAUCGUUCUCGUAUACAGCACCUGACGGUACGGAGAUCAAAAUUGAAUAUACCGCCGACGAAAACGGUUUUGUACCAAAAGGUGACCAUUUGCCCACCCCACCACCAAUCCCACCAGAGAUCUUGAAAUCUUUGGAAGAGAAUGCGGCCGAAGAAGCUGCUGGUGGAGGAAAUGGAGGUGGAAACGGUGGAAACGGAAAUGGUGGAAAUGGAGCUAACGGAUACCGAUAUUAGAAUUAAGACCUACCUGCUAGAAACACAAAGAUGCCUUACCUAUAAAUUAAGUGCCAGUGACCUAUUAUAUAUAUAGAUAUUAUUUUGUUAUUAUUUAUGUAAAUUAUUUAUUUAUUUAUUCCUAUGUACUACAGUAGGGAUAUAUAUAUAUAUAUAUAUUAUUGUGCAAUAUAUUAGCUUAUAAGGAAUAUUGGUCAGAAAUGAUGAAUUACUGCGUUGUAACGGACAAUGAUUUUCCAUAUAUUUGUAUGUGAUCUUCUCAGUGGUAGUGAAAUACCACAUUUGCUUGAUUUAAUAAGCUGCUAAGGCUGUAAUAUUUAUUAUUAUUGAAGAAUUAAACGGUUUAUCAUUA